Molecule: messenger RNA, 5346 nt
Organism: Paramuricea clavata
Lineage: Eukaryota; Metazoa; Cnidaria; Anthozoa; Malacalcyonacea; Plexauridae
Source: the annotation of a GenBank genome assembly
AUGAAGAAACCUGGGAAGGAAAAGCCUGCACGAAUGGUACAAUCUCCACCAAAGAAGACAACUGUCCAACGUUUGUACGACCCACCCGAGUCUUCAGGCCGUACUGAGUGCGAGGAAACGCAGAAAUCUGGUAUGUAUGUCAGUAUCUGUGUUGUCGAUUGUGUAAGCUUUGUGCAACAAUCAACGUGUGAGAGUAAUAUUGAUUCUUUUCAUUACAUGCAGUAGUCUUGUAUUUUGUGAUUAAUCAACAGAAUUGAGUGAUUUGCUUUCUUCCAUAUUGAAAGUGACAACUGAAGUUGAUUGCAAAUUAAUUAGUUCAUUAAAACUAUAGUUCCAACUAUCAACAAUGGAUGUAUAAACAUUUAGGCAUAUUGCGCAAUGACAAUGUGACUUUAGCCGUUGCUUUUUGCUUUGUUUCUGCUUUUGUACUGCUAAGAAUGGACAAUUAACAGGCGAAAAGUCUUCCAACCAUAACUGAAAUUUUUUGCUGUUAUUAUACUUGGUCAUGAAAAUGGUCAUAAAGAUCAAGUCACAGUCUUUCUCAACAGCCGAAAUACAUGAUAAUAUAUAGAGAAUAUCUAUGCUUUAAAAUGUGGUUUACAGGUAAUGAGAAAGAUUGUAACUUUAUCUUUUAUGAUCGUUACAACCAUAUAUACGGAAACCAUAGAUAUCUUGCUUAAAACUGUUGCAUGCAACAUGCUUGCAACUUGAAUUGUACUUGAAUUGGAGAUGUGUUUAGCUGCAUGAUCAGAUUAAAACAUAUCAAAAUGCCUAACUUAAGAGAUAUGGGAUGUUUCAAUUAAUAUUAACUGCAACUGUUAAUCCAUUGGGGCUGGUUAUAGGCAAGCCAACCUGAGUACCCAAGCUGGCCUGGUUUAGGCAAAAUGUCAUUAUUAUUUCCCAAUGAAACCGGUGGUUUGUUUUGGUGAGCCGGGCCACUCCGCCUUGAAAGUCUCCUGCGUAUAAACACAUGAGUCAUAGCAUAGCGGGCUACCUCUGAAAUUACCCGGGCUAGCUUGAUCGCUUUCAUAUAAACAGCCCCCAUGCAAAUGACUGUAUUUUUCUCAAUUUUUAGAAUCCAACCCUAUACCCAUACAAUCAAUUGGAAAUCUUCUUGGGACUAUCAGCCAAACACCUGAGGCAGAUAUUUUCAAGGCUAAUUUUGGUAACUAAGUUAUUCUAUUUUUCUUUUUAAUGUUUAAUUGUGAGCUCAGCCUUAUAUAACCAAUGUAUUUGGGGUUAUUCUUUAUCAACCUCGUACCCAGGUUCUCAAUCUUUGCUCCUACCUUGCUUGAAUUGAGACCCUGACCAGUAUUGGCUGGUCACGUGACCCAUCAUAUUUUGGCGGAUUUGCUCAAUUGUUUGAGGGAAAGUAUAGUAUACAAGUAGAUAUUGUAGUAAACAUUAAUAUUGUUAAAAUAACAUUACAAAAGAAAACAUAUCAGUUACUAUCCUUUCCCUAAAAACAAAUUAGCAAAUCCACCAAAAUAUGACAGGUCACAUGACCAGCCGAUACCAGAGUUUCAAUUCAAGCGUGAUAGGAGCGAAAGAUAUAGAACCUAAUAGUUACGGGAACCACUGAGUAUUUUUAUAAAAUACAAAAGGACAGUAACUCCAAAUAACAUUUUGUUGCUUUAAUGAAUCUACGUUUCGACUAUAUUUUAGUCAUCGUCAGGACAGAUUAGUGUAAUGUUACAAAUACUGAUACAUAUAUAUAUAUAUAUAUAUAUAUAUAUAUAUAUAUAUAUAUAUAUAUAUAUAUAUAUAUAUAUAUAUAUAUAUAUAUAUAUAUAUAUAUCAGUAUUUGUGACAUUACACUAAUCUGUCCUGAUGAGUCGAAACGUAGAUUCAUUAAAGCUACAAAAUGUUAUUUGGAAUUACUGUCCUUUUGUAUUAUAUAGAACCUGGAUACGAGGUUGAAUUUAUGUGUUUGAAUUACUAAAAAAUGUUAGUGUUGGUGCAUGGUGCAGUGGUUUGUCAUUCAGGCCUUAAAAUAUCAGUCAGUUACGGACACUGUCCAACCCAUUCAUGAAAUUCUCUGACGUAGAGAGGAAACCAAAUGAUGGACAUUCUGUCUGACCUACAUGAAACUGAGGUUUGACCUACAUGAAAUUGAGCUUUAUUCUUUGUUUGGCCCGACCUAACUGUAACCUUUUUCAACGUAAAUCAAAAUGUACCCUAGUCCAGGACUAGAGGCUCAUAUGUUAAAUGGAGAAUCCGAGUAAUGUAUAAAAAGUGAACUGCAGAUGUGUAUAUAUAUACAGUAAGUGCAGGAUUUUCACCUUAGGAAAUUCAUUGCGAAGAUUCAAAUGACUUUUCCAAAUUCUGUUGAUAUUAAUGAUAUUUAUUUCCAACCAAACUGCAUGAACCCAAAGUCAUCAGGCAUCCAUCAGACAUCACAAUACAUAUAUCUGACUCAAAGUCAUCAGACAUCCAUCAGACAUCACAAUACAUAUGUCUGACCCAAACAUCACAAUACAUAUGUCUGACUCAAAGUCAUCAGACAUCCAUCAGACAUCACAAUACAUAUAUCUGACUCAAAGUCAUCAGACAUCACAAUACAUAUAUCUGACUCAAAGUCAUCAGACAUCACAAUACAUAUAUCUGACUCAAAGUCAUCAGACAUCCAUCAGACAUCACAAUACAUAUGUCUGACCCAAAGUCAUCAGACAUCACAAUACAUAUGUCUGACUCAAAGUCAUCAGGCAUCCAUCAGACAUCACAAUACAUAUAUCUGACUCAAAGUCAUCAGCAUCCAUCAGCAAUACAUAUUCGCCACCAAAACGACUCAAAGUCAUCAGCAUCCAUCAGACAUCACAAUACAUAUUCUGAAUAUUCUGACUCAAAGUCAUCAGACAUCACAAUACAUAUGUCUGACUCAAAGUCAUCAGCAUCAUCAGACAUCACAAUACAUAUAUCUGACUCAAAGUCAUCAGACAUCCAUCAGACAUCACAAUACAUAUGUCUGACUCAAAGUCAUCAGACAUCCAUCAGACAUCACAAUACAUAUGUCUGACUCAAAGUCAUCAGACAUCACAAUACAUAUAUCUGACUCAAAGUCAUCAGACAUCACAAUACAUAUGUCUGACUCAAAGUCAUCAGACAUCACAAUACAUAUGUCUGACUCAAAGUCAUCAGACAUCACAAUACAUAUGUCUGACUCAAAGUCAUUGAACAUUUUGUCAGACGGUUGUCUGACCGAUAUUUUAAGGACUGGUCAUUACAUGCACUUUUCAACUCUAUUGAGUUGAAUUCUAGUAAUAAGCAGUUGUCUGAUUAAAUGCUUUGAUAUGUGAUUUGGCUCGAUCUUUCACAUUCUACACUGAACUGAUAAUAAUGAUUUGGAUCGAUAAGAGAUGACCUUUACUGCAUGGACCUCUAGGGAGAACAGUUUAGAACUGAUAGAACUAUCCAUCAAACUGGACCUCUAGGAAGAACUGUUUCGAAUUGAUAGAGCUAUCCAGUAUAAAGAAAGUUAGUUUAAUUAGGUUUCCUCCUGUAGUAACACUGGAUCAAUAAGAGAUGAUCCUUACUGGACUUCUAGGAAGAACUGUUCAGAACUGAUAGACAAGCUAUAUCCAGUAUAAAUAAAGUUAGUUUAAUUUAGGUUUCCUCUUGUAGUAACACUAUAGAUCAAUAAGAGAUGAUCCUUACUGGACCUCUAGGAAGAACUGUUUCGAAUUGAUAGAGCUAUCCAGUAUAAAGAAAGUUAGUUUAAUUUAGAUUUCCUCCUGUAGUAACACUGGAUCAAUAAGAGAUGAUCCUUACUGGACCUCUAGGAAGAACUGUUUAGAACUGAUAGACGAGCUAUAUCCAGUAUAAAUAAAGUUAGUUUAAUUUAGGUUUCCUCCUGUAGUAACACCAUGCAGAUCAAUACAAGAUGAUAUUGCUGGACCUUGUAAAAAUAGUGAAUGUGUGUAUUCAGAGAAGUUUGAUCUCGGGAGAAAUGACAUAGACAAACAUGCUGAGUGGUAUAAACAUAUGUUUGAUGAAAAUGACCUCAAAGAUAAUCUGGAAGUCAAAGUCAGUGAUAAAGAUGGGAAUGUCCUGUGGUGUAUUGAUUUGAAUGAAAUACUCUGUGUAAGUGUCAAGAUCGACUACCAUGAAUUAAACUAACUUUAUUUAUACUGGAUAGCUCUAUCAGUUCUAAACUGUUUUUUCUAGAAGUCCAGUAAGGAUCAUCUUUAUUGAUCCAGUGUUACUAUACAGGAGAAUUUAAAACCUAUAAACUAUACUAACUUUAUUUACUGUAGCUGGAUAGCUUUAUCAGUUCUAAAAUGUUCUCCCAGAGUCUGGAAGGGCCAGUGAUUGAUUCAGCACUUUGAGAAAACCUAGCUGAGGUGUUUGGUUGAGUCUGUAUAUAACUACUCACAAUUAGGCUUAAAUGAUGACAAAAUAUUUUUAUUUAAGGAUGAGGUCAAGGAUGAGGUCGAAGGACCAGUUGAACCACGGGUUGAACAACGUAUCAAUACCAAACCAGGUGAGAAGUUGACUCAAUUUCGGUUUUAGUUGCAAACAAACAAACUACUAGUACACACGUAAAAAUCUCACAACUUGUCAACAAGAUGUGUUCACAACCGACUUGUAGAAAAUUUGUCAACAAGUUGUAACAAUGCUGUUAUUUUAUCAAGUUGCUACAAGCUUGUCACUUACAACUUGUUAACAAAUUGUUGUAGAUAAAAAUUUCAAAGCCCAUCUAAUCUUGCUAAAUUUAUUUCAUGACCCACCCACCCAAUCUAAAUUGCAUGGGAAAAUACAAUUUUAUAAUAAAAAGGUAUGAACUUUGUAAAUGCACACAACUGUAUUGACAUACAUAAUUCCAUUAAGCUUGACCAACACAUUUAUUACCAAUUACGAUACUGAGCUGCUCUCCAGCUGGUUGUAUUUGCUGUGAUUCGACCACUUCUUGUUGUUGUAUAAAACAAAGUACUGGCUUCAAUAGCAUCAUUUGCAUUUGAUAAUUUGGAUAGUUUUGUUUACUUUUAUUAUUAAUAUCUUUAUGUAAUAUAUAACUAACAUGGGGUUUUGUUUGGUGGCCCAACCAUGGACAUACCAAAAAAUUGGCGGCCCAUCGAAACUGCCCAAAGAUUUUCCAUGGCACAUCCCAAGUCACUCCAGCCCACCCUAGCAGUUACUUUGUGACCAGUCCCUAAUUGUACAAUGAGUAUUAAUUAUUAAAAACUGUGUCUUUGUAUAAGAGACUUGAAAUUAGACAAGGUCCCUGCCUUUUUAAUUCGAUCUGGAAGAUUGUUAUAAAGCAGUGAUCCCGAGUAUAUAAAAGAUCUCUUGCCCAGACUAAGAUUUGGUUUAGGUAAGUGCAAAUCAUCUUUCCUUCUAGUAUUAUAA